Molecule: messenger RNA, 1012 nt
Organism: Drosophila melanogaster (fruit fly)
Lineage: Eukaryota; Metazoa; Arthropoda; Insecta; Diptera; Drosophilidae
Gene: betaNACtes4
Product: Nascent-associated complex beta-subunit-like, testis 4
Exons: 2
Coding region: 103-894 (263 amino acids)
Source: RefSeq, marked reviewed
CUUCAGUUGAUUCACAUCUCGGAGCGGAUAUUACUUAAUAUUAUAUAAAUUAAAAUAUAAAUUUGCAAAGCACAGAAUUUUCAAGGUUUUCUUAACAAAACAAUGGAUUUCAACAAGCGACAGAACAUGGAGGAGGUGGUGCGCAUCGGAGGCAAAGGAUCUAUGCGCCGCAAGCAUAAGAGAAUCCCAUCAGUAGCUGCGGUCGAUGAGAAGCGCGUGCAGGCGACAUUGGCCAAGAUACCGUUAAAGAAUAUCAGCGGAAUCCAUGAGUUGACCAUCGAGUUCACCGAUUCCAGUGAGGUUGUGGUAGUCAUGCCCAAGGUUCAGGGCAUCUCUGCCAAUGGUUUGUUAGUUGUUAAUGGCGAUUUCGUGCGCAAAUCGUCAACAGCUGGCCCAUCGAAAAUGGCCAAAGCAGCCAAGGCACCCAAGGCACCCAAGGCACCCAAGGCACCCAAGACACCCAUGGCACCCAUGGCACCCAUGGCACCCAUGGCACCCAUGACACCCAAGCCGGAAGCUUUUUCCGUCAAAAAGCCAGAAUCAGAGGAAACCAUUAAGGUGGUGGCCAAGAAGCCCAAGAAGCUGCGCAAUCGUGUUCGUCCUCGCAACAAGAAGGUCCAAAUGAUGCUCUCUAAAAACAAUGAGGAAGCAGCCAUGGCUGGCGGGGAUUCGGAGCCGAAGCUUAGCAAUGGUAAAUCAAUUUUGAUCUCCUCUGAAGAUGGUAGCGAUCCGGAUAAUGAGAAGGUGCCAUCGGAUGAGUCUGAUGUGGAUCGGACCGUCGUCUGCGACAAAGAUUCGCUGGGAAGUUUCGGCGAUGAUUCCGACGGCAAGGAGGACGAUGACAGUAAGGAGUCGAUUUACCUAUCUUUCUACUCCGAUGGCUAUGAUUCCUAGGCGGAGCAGCUCAAUCCGAAGACUUAACGCGCUCAGGUCUCCGAGGACGAAGAUUAGACAUAUUCAUAUGUUGCUAGAUUUGUACCAAUUUGCUAAAUAAAUCGCAUACUAUUAACGU